AUGGCCAUGGCGAUGGGGGCGGUGCUCUCCUCCAGCAGAGCAGCCUUCCUCGCCUCCUCCUCCUCCUCUUCUUCACCAGCAGCAGGAAAGCAGCAGCAACAUCACACCAUGAUGAUGAUCAAGUAUUCCUCUACGUCGUCGCCACACACCAGGUGGCCGGUGUGCUCCCAGCUGGUUGCCGGAGACAGAAAUGGAGGAACCGGCCGGCAUGUCUCCAGGAGCACCGGGAACCAAUUCUCUGCCCACAUUCAGAUUCAGCAGCCUCAGCUCAACUCUACUCCCAUGAGGCUCUGCAACAAUAAUGCAGGCCUGGUGAAGAGGAGGGUCCUGUCAAGGGUCGAGUGCUUCCUAUCCUCGGACCCGGUCACCAGCGGAUGGCACAAACCCAAGAACCUCACCGGCCUCGACACCGCCGGGGUGCUGCAGCCCGAGUACAGAGCGCCCGUCAGAAAGCAGCGCGGAGACUGCAGGGCCGAGCAGUACGAGAUGACCGGGGCGCCGCUGGGCGACGUCCCCGCAGAGGCCGCCGUCCUGGUCGGAGAUGCUGCUAGCCCAGAGGCUGCUUCUUCUCCCGCCUGGUGGCAGCAGUUCCCCAAGCGCAUGACCAUCGUCGUCCUCUGCUUCUUCUCAUUCCUGCUCUGCAACAUGGACCGUGUCAAUAUGAGUAUCGCCAUCCUCCCGAUGUCAGCGGAGUUCGGCUGGAGCCCGGCGACCGUUGGCCUCAUCCAGUCUUCUUUCUUUUGGGGCUACCUUCUCACUCAGAUUCUUGGAGGCAUUUGGGCUGACCGUUUUGGCGGCAAGGUGGUCCUUGGGUUCGGGGUUGUAUGGUGGUCUAUUGCAACAAUUCUUACACCAUUUGCUGCCAAGCUUGGCCUUCCGUUCCUACUCGUCGUGCGUGCUUUCAUGGGAAUAGGCGAGGGUGUUGCCAUGCCGGCCAUGAACAACAUCCUUUCCAAAUGGAUCCCGGUUUCAGAGAGGAGCAGAUCUCUUGCAUUGGUAUACAGUGGAAUGUACCUUGGUUCAGUUACCGGCCUGGCCUUCUCACCUUUCCUGAUAAGCAAAUUCGGUUGGCCUUCUGUUUUCUAUGGAUUUGGGUCCCUGGGAAGCAUCUGGUUUACACUGUGGCAACUCAAAGCGCGCAGCUCUCCGAGUGAAGAUCCGGAAGUAACCGAAGAUGAAAAGAGGCACAUACUAGGUGGUAGUACCUUAAAGGAGCCUGUUACCUCCAUACCAUGGAAGUUAAUCCUAUCAAAGCCUGCAGUAUGGGCCCUCAUAGUAUCACAUUUCUGCCAUAACUGGGGAACAUUCAUUCUCCUUACAUGGAUGCCCACAUACUACAAUCAGGUUCUGAAGUUCAAUCUCACCGAGUCCGGGCUUCUGUGUGUCCUGCCGUGGCUGACAAUGGCCGUGUUUGCAAACGUUGGUGGCUGGAUAGCUGACACACUUGUUGCGAGAGGGGUUUCGAUAACAAAUGUUCGCAAGAUCAUGCAAUCUAUCGGUUUUCUUGGACCAGCCUUGUUCUUGACACUGCUGAGCAAAGUCCGCACACCAGCCAUGGCCGUGCUGUGUAUGGCAUGCAGUCAGGGGAGUGAUGCUUUUUCACAGUCUGGGCUGUACUCGAACCACCAGGAUAUAGGACCGCGUUACGCGGGGGUGCUUCUUGGGCUGUCGAACACCGCCGGCGUGCUUGCAGGAGUUUUUGGUACUGCUGCCACUGGCUACAUCCUUCAGAAAGGGCUCUUGGGACAGCGUGUUUCAGGUGGCUGUUCUGCUGUACAUAGUAGGGACAGUGGUGUGGAACGUCUUUUCGACCGGAGAGAGGAUCCUCGAAUAAGCCAUGGGACGGACGCUCCUAUGCGCCGCUAUACGAAAAUAAGCUGA
Molecule: messenger RNA, 1881 nt
Organism: Triticum turgidum subsp. durum (durum wheat)
Lineage: Eukaryota; Viridiplantae; Streptophyta; Magnoliopsida; Poales; Poaceae
Source: the annotation of a GenBank genome assembly